CCCAAGAAUAUUUUUGUCUGGGCAAGAAUUCACCAUUUGCUACUUUCCGAACCACCCGUGCACGCUACCCACUCGCCGCUCUAUCUAAACAAACAAAGAUAUUUUCCUCCCAAUAUAAAAGCAAAUUCCAGCUCUUCUCUCUUGCACACUGGUUUACUUGUUAGCUUAGGGUUAUCCAUGGACAGAACGGCUCUGCUCCGCUCUCUCGCCUGCAACAGAUUCUUCUUCCGCUCCGCUCGCCGCCUCUCUCGCCCUUGUUCAUCCCUUUCCUCUCGUUCCGCCUCGUCUUCUGCCCCAAAACGGCACCGUUUGAUUCCCGAUCGCAGCAGCAGACGAUCCUUACUCCGCCAGAGAUUGGCGUCGUCCGCCUCUUCUCUUAACUUCAGAAGAAGCUUAUCCUCUCUCUCUCCCCGCGCCGUCUCCACUCCCCCCGCUCACUCUUCCUCAGAGUUUAUAGGAGUGCAGGAUGAGGUUGCGGAGAAGCUCGGGUUCGAGAAAGUGUCCGAACAACUCAUCGGAGAGUGUAAAUCAAAAGCUGUGCUUUUCAAGCACAAGAAGACCGGUGCGGAGGUCAUGUCGGUGUCGAACGACGAUGAGAACAAGGUCUUCGGCAUUGUCUUUCGCACGCCUCCAAAAGAUUCCACUGGGAUUCCACACAUAUUGGAACACAGUGUAUUGUGUGGGUCGAGAAAGUAUCCUUUGAAGGAACCAUUUGUUGAAUUAUUGAAAGGGAGCUUGCAUACUUUUCUAAAUGCAUUCACCUAUCCUGAUAGGACUUGUUACCCAGUUGCUUCCACGAAUUCAAAGGAUUUCUAUAAUUUGGUUGAUGUGUACCUGGAUGCUGUCUUCUUCCCUAAAUGUGUGGAGGACUUCCAGACUUUCCAACAGGAGGGUUGGCAUUACGAGCUCAACAAUCCUUCAGAAGAUAUAUGUUAUAAAGGUGUUGUUUUCAAUGAGAUGAAAGGUGUCUAUUCCCAGCCUGAUAAUAUAUUAGGGCGUGCCGCUCAACAGGCUCUUUUCCCAGACAAUACUUAUGGUGUUGACAGUGGAGGUGAUCCUCAAGUUAUUCCCAAACUGUCAUAUGAGGAAUUCAAGGAAUUUCACCGUAAAUAUUACCACCCCAGCAAUGCCAGGAUAUGGUUUUAUGGAGAUGAUGAUCCAAAUGAGCGCCUACGAAUCUUGAGUGAGUAUCUAGACAUGUUUGAUGCGAGUUCAGCUCCCAAUGAAUCAAAGAUUGAACCACAAAAACUAUUCUCAGAUCCAAUCAGGAUUGUUGAGAAAUAUCCUUCUGGUGAAGGUGGGGAUCUGAAGAAGAAGCAUAUGGUAUGCCUUAAUUGGCUGCUCUCUGACAAGCCCCUAGAUCUGGAAACUGAGCUUACCCUUGGGUUCUUGGAUCAUCUUAUGUUGGGAACUCCUGCUUCUCCAUUAAGGAAAAUCUUGCUGGAAAGUGGCUUAGGAGAUGCCAUAGUUGGUGGUGGGGUUGAAGAUGAGCUCCUUCAGCCUCAAUUUAGUAUUGGAUUGAAGGGUGUCUCUGAAGAUGACAUUCAAAAGGUAGAAGAGUUAGUCAUGAGUACACUUAAGAAUUUAGUGGAGGAAGGUUUUGAUGCAGAUGCUGUGGAGGCGUCCAUGAAUACAAUUGAGUUUUCUCUCAGGGAAAACAACACUGGAUCAUUUCCUCGUGGCUUGUCGCUGAUGCUUCGGUCCAUUGGUAAAUGGAUAUAUGACAUGGACCCCUUUGAGCCAUUGAAGUAUGAGAAACCCUUGACUGCCCUUAAAGCCAGAAUAGCAGAGGAAGGCUCUAAAGCUGUUUUUUCUCCUAUAAUAGAGAAAUUCAUCUUAAACAAUCCUCAUCGAGUUACUAUAGAAAUGCAGCCUGAUCCAAAGAAAGCUUCUCGUGAAGAAGAAGCUGAGAAAGAAAUUUUAGAGAAACUUAAAUCAAGUAUGACAGAGGAAGAUCUUGCUGAGCUAGCACGUGCUACACAGGAGUUACGACUGAAGCAGGAAACUCCUGACCCACCAGAAGCUCUGAGAAGUGUCCCAAGCCUCUCUCUACAUGACAUUCCAAAAGAACCUAUUCAUGUUCCUACACAGGUUGGAGAUAUCAAUGGAGUAAAAGUUUUGCAGCAUGACCUCUUCACAAAUGAUGUCCUUUACACCGAAAUUGUCUUCAAUUUGGGUACACUGAAGCAAGAGCUUCUCCCCUUGGUACCACUUUUUUGCCAAUCAUUGCUAGAGAUGGGUACAAAAGACCUGACAUUUGUACAGCUUAAUCAGUUAAUUGGAAGAAAAACUGGAGGGAUCUCAGUUUUUCCAUUUACAUCAUCUGUACGAGGCAAGGAGGAGCCAUGUAGCCAUAUAGUUGUUAGAGGCAAAGCCAUGGCAGGACGUACUGAAGACCUAUUUAACCUGGUUAAUUGUGUUCUUCAAGAAGUCCGGUUUACAGAUCAGCAACGGUUUAAACAGUUUGUGUCCCAGAGCAAAGCAAGAAUGGAGAACCGGUUAAGAGGUAGUGGUCAUGGAAUUGCAGCUGCAAGGAUGGAUGCUAAGUUAAAUGUUGCAGGGUGGAUUUCUGAAAAGAUGGGUGGUGUCAGUUACCUGGAAUUCUUAAAAGCUCUUGAAGAGAAUGUUGAUCAAGAUUGGGAUGGAAUUUCUUCAUCUCUUGAGGAGAUUCGCAAGUCCUUACUUUCGAGGAAUGGUUGCCUGAUAAAUAUGACUGCUGAUGGGAAAACCCUCACGAAUUCAGAAAAGUUUGUUAGCAAGUUUCUUGAUUCACUUCCCAGCAACUCACUUCUUAAAACGGCUAGUUGGAAUGCUCGGCUUCCUUCAGAGAAUGAAGCCAUUGUGAUACCUACGCAGGUUAAUUAUGUUGGAAAAGCAGCUAACCUUUACGAAACUGGCUACCAACUUGAUGGGAGUGCAUAUGUAAUUUCAAAAUACUUAAGUAAUACAUGGUUAUGGGAUCGUGUGCGAGUUAGUGGUGGGGCUUAUGGAGGCUUUUGUGACUUUGAUACUCACUCAGGAGUAUUCUCCUUCUUAUCGUAUCGCGACCCCAACUUGUUAAAGACACUUGAAGUAUAUGAUGGAACUGCGGAUUUUCUCCGUGGGUUGGUAAUGGAUGACGAUGCUCUCACAAAGGCCAUCAUUGGAACCAUUGGCGACGUGGAUUCAUACCAGCUCCCCGAUGCCAAAGGUUAUAGCAGUAUGUUGCGCUAUUUGUUGGGAAUCACGGAAGAAGAAAGGCAAAGAAGACGUGGAGAGAUAUUGUCAACCAGUCUGAAGGACUUCAAGGAAUUUGCUGAUGCAAUUGAGGCAGUUAAAGAUAAAGGUGUGGUGGUUGCAGUGGCAUCUCCAGACGAUGUUGAUGCUGCGCACAAGGAAUGCUCUAACUUCUUUCAAAUAAAGAAAGCUCUCUAAGACCUCAAAAAAAAUGCUGCGAGGAUAGGACUUGCACGAUUCCCCCCCCCCCCACAGGAAUGAGAUGUAGUCCAAAAGAGUUCCAAUUUUUUAUGCAGAAGCAAAGAUUUUGUGAUAGUUGGUUACAGGAAAAUCGUUUGUAACGCGGAAUUUGUACCAUAUCAGGGCAUUGUGAAAUUAUUAACAUUCAAAUUUCCAAAUUUACAAAUAAAACUUGCUUAAAUAGUCUCGAACA
Corylus avellana is the source of this 3649-nucleotide messenger RNA. RefSeq names its product presequence protease 1, chloroplastic/mitochondrial. NCBI's taxonomy places the organism in Eukaryota, Viridiplantae, Streptophyta, Magnoliopsida, Fagales, Betulaceae. Gene Ontology annotation, molecular function: metal ion binding; metalloendopeptidase activity. Gene Ontology annotation, cellular component: mitochondrion; chloroplast. The record is from RefSeq and is a predicted model, not a curated record. Gene Ontology annotation, biological process: protein processing.